ACAGUCGAUGUCUUUCUCGUUUCAAACUUGGUGACUGCGCGUGAAAUUCGACGUUGCAACUUCAAUGUCGCGGAUAAAUCCAAACCGAGUCAUAGCGGAAUUAAGAUAGUGUAACUCUUUUUAUAGUCUAUUAACUACAAAAAGUCUCAAUCGGCUAGAUGAUUUCUUGACUUGAAAACAUUUACAAUCAGCUAAGCAACGAGUGAAGCUCUCUGAAGAAACGAGAAGAAAAAAGGAACAGAGCGAUCGUCGUGGGAAGAAGAGAUUAAAAACAGCAAAUUGAAUAUUAACCAAUCUUAAAAAGGGUCAAGGUACACUUAUAGCACAAGUAUCACUUAAAGACGAUGGUAUCGGAAGGACAGCAAAAGAAAUAUGAUGAAUAUAAGAGUACGCUGGAUGCGGACACGCUGGAAACGGCUAGAUUGGAACUCCGUGAGGAUGACAACACGAGAGACCAAGCGCUGAAGCAAUUUCGGCAUUGGAUCGAGAAACAUCCUACGAUUAAAAAAUGCAGGACCGAUUCGGUGUUCCUACUAAGAUUCCUUAGGACGAAGAAAUUCAGUUUGCCGAUGGCGCAGGAAAUGCUGGAACAGUAUCUCACUAUCAGGCAACUUUAUUCCAAUUGGUUCCAAAAUCUCGAUGUUGAUGAUCCGGAACUUACGGCCAUCAUCGAUAACGGUUAUUUAGUACCAAUGUUAAAGCGAGAUCAGCACGGCCGAAAAGUGAUAAUGUCAUGUGCAGGGCAUUUCGACCCUAGUAAAUUCUCAUCUGCACACAUGCUCCGGGUCCAUAGUAUGGUGGUGGAGACCUUAAUGGAUGAUGAGAAAAAUCAAGUCUACGGCUACACAUAUCUCAAUGACGAGGCGGGAUUGUCCAUGAGCCAUUUAAGCACGUUGUCUUUCAUGGACAUUCGUAAUAUACUGAGGUGCAUACAGAACAGUACACCGAUGCGUCACAAGGAGACGCAUAUAAUCAAUCUACCCAGCAGCGUAGCGAAGAUCCUCGAAUUCAGCAUGUCUUUGUUAAACGACAAGCUUAAGUCUCGCGUUAUGAUACAUAGGAACGUACAAGAGCUGAAAGAAGCAGUGGAUCCAAAGAUACUACCGAAGGAAUAUGGCGGGGAAAUCUCGCUUUCGGUAAUGAUCGACGAAUUUAAGAAGGAACUAAAACAGAAAAAAGAUGAACUCAAGGCUCUCGACGAUAUGUAUAUUGAAAUAUCGCCGAAAUAUUAUCAAGAGGCUAACGAAGAAUUAAGCGGAAUAUGCGGUUCGUUCCGAAAGUUAGAGGUCGACUAAGAGCAAUCUAUUUCUUUUCGAUUUUGCAACUUUACAUUGUCAGCACCUUAUUUAAAUAGUUAUUUUCAUAUUAUGUGAUUACACGUCGUAUUAAUGAACAAGUGUUUUACCAAAAAGAACCAUAGAAAUAUAUUAUUAUGACAGAGAUCGUGAACACGUAAACGUAUAUAUGUACAAGCGAUUUAUACAUCAAUAAUUGUUACCUGGUUUUAACUACAUAAUUAUCUUUUUAUUCUUAGAUAUGUUUUCCUCUGAAUCGGUUUAUGAUAUAAACAACAAAAAAUAAAAUUAAUUAGGUAAUAUCAAGUAACAUCUUGGUAUAAUUUGUAUAUGAAAUGUACGAAAAUUUACUUUGAUAUAAUAAUACCUCGAAAUAUUGUGUGUGUGUGUGUAUAGUACUCGUUUAUAGCUUAUAUGUACAUAAGUUUUCUUUGUAACAGUUAAGAUUUCGUAACGCAUACGAGUUAAUGCUCGUUUCGCCGGUGGUACCAAGUUACCUAUGAUCUAUAAGUCAUUAUCUUGAUUACUUAAAGAUUGUAAAUUGUGGUUUGAUGCUCUUGAGCUCACACUUUAUUGAUCUAUCAGGUUUCAGGAUAGAAACUUUUAUGUUGUAUGUUGUGUAUUUUAUUAUAUAUUCUGAUUUUUCUUCGGUUAUUUCUCUGACAUGGAGAUUGUAGAUCAUCUAAAUUGGUCUUUAACGUUUCUCGUCAUUAAAAGACACAUACUGAAAAAAUACCUUUUUGGUAUUUGUAACUAUAAUUACAUAUUAUUAUAAUUAUGAUUAUGACUACCCAUAUACAUACUACCCAUAUACUGGUUGAUUGGUAGAACUAUACAUUAGAGCUGUUGUUAUUUUAAUAACUUUUGAAAUUUGACAUCGGAAUACUCCCUAAAAUGGUUCAAUAUCUCAAAAAAAUAAACCAGAAUUUUUUCAGAUUUUUUGAACAAUAUUAACCCAUGCCACUGGGACACAGUAGGCGGAAAAGCACCUUGAGAGGUGUCCCAAUCAAAUUUCAAAAAUUAUUAAAAUGACCAUCCUAAUAUACA
Trachymyrmex cornetzi is the source of this 2342-nucleotide messenger RNA. RefSeq names its product clavesin-1. Gene Ontology annotation, cellular component: membrane. The coding region runs from base 345 to 1295 and encodes 316 amino acids. Gene Ontology annotation, molecular function: phosphatidylinositol bisphosphate binding. The transcript is spliced from 6 exons. The record is from RefSeq and is a predicted model, not a curated record. NCBI's taxonomy places the organism in Eukaryota, Metazoa, Arthropoda, Insecta, Hymenoptera, Formicidae.